UCUCGCCGCGAACUGCCGUCAAUUUCUGUCCCACCGUCGGAUGACAAGUUUUUGUGAAAUUUUCGUCCAAUUUCGUUCCGCGCAGUGUUUUUCUGGCCAAAAUUGUGUGAAUUUCGGAGAUUUCGUCGGGUAUUGUUUGUAUUUUUUUCAGCACAAGCAAGGACUAUAAAAAAGAACAGCAAUGGCAAUGCUGGAGGGAACUCUUUCCAAGUGGACAAACGUUAUGAAGGGGUGGCAGUAUCGCUGGUUCGUGCUGGAUGAAUAUGCUGGACUGCUGUCCUACUAUACGUCAAAAGAGAAAAUGAUGAAAGGUGUUCGUCGUGGAUGCGUGCGAUUAAAAGGAGCCGUAAUCGGAAUUGACGACCAGGACGUCAACACAUUCACCAUCACCGUAGAUCACAAAACGUUCCAUUUCCAGGCAAGGGACGCCGAUGAACGUGAAAAAUGGGUUCGCCGGCUGGAGGAUACAAUCCUCCGGCACGCCAACAGAAGCAGGGCCCUCUGGGAGCAACAGUACAGCGUGGGGAGCGGCAGCAAUUCCCACGGCACGCCUGGGUCCAGUACAAAGCGAAACAAUAAUCUGGUUUUAUUUGACAAGAAAGUGACCGAGGCGGACGCAUAUCUACAGCUUAUGAUCGAACAGACAACGAAAAUUGACAACAGGAUACAAUCGCUAGGAGAAUGUGAAGAAGCUGAAAAACUAAAAACGAUUUACGAGCACGCGAACGCUAUGCUCGACAAUAUCAAACAUUCGAUAGUGGUUCUACAGAUUACGAAGAACACAGCGAAUCCAAUCAACGGUAUCUACCAAGGCCCGAUCGUAAGCAAAUCGGAAACGGAAACCGAAACCAGUGACACCGACUUGGUGUCCGUCUCGACGCCCGGCUUGGUGCAGACUGGCAUAGAAGUCGGCUCCGAAUGCAGAGAAAACCGGCGACGCAGCAAUAUCACACAUUCUUCAAUUGCUGUUCCGGAAACUUCUUACUCCAGCUCGGAGGGAGAGGACGAUUUCUUCGACGCAAACGAUGAUCCAUUCACCUCUAGUCAGCUGAACAGUCCGACAAGCAAUACCAGAACACUAUCCGAUCCAAUAACGCGCUUGUCCGCCGAAGAACGCUUUGUUACCGCCGAAGACACAACAAGCAAUAGCGUAUCGCUCAAAAAGCAAGACAGUCUCGAGACCUCCAUCGCUUCUGCCAUCCCGAAUGACCUGAGUCAUGGAGCGCAUGCCAGUUCGCGGAAAUCCUACGACUCCAAAUCGCUGCCAAUACGAAACGAUGGAAGUCUGGACUACGAUGCCUUAUACGAAGACGAAUCGGACAACGAUCUGUCGAUGGAAUCGCACGGUUCCGUGGUCACACAUCUGCUCUCGCAGGUGAAGAUCGGCAUGGAUCUGACGAAGGUGGUACUGCCAACAUUUAUCCUCGAGCGGCGGUCGCUGCUGGAAAUGUACGCGGAUUAUUUUGCUCAUCCCGACCUUUUCCUGCGGAUAGCCGACCUCGAUGAUUCUCGCGAAAGAAUGAUUCAGGUUGUCCGUUGGUACCUCAGCGCUUACCACGCUGGCCGGAAGAGUUCCGUUGCCAAAAAACCGUACAACCCGAUCCUCGGCGAAAUUUUCCAGUGUCACUGGGACACGCCUGAAAUGCCAACCGGUGAUGACAGUUCUAACAUAGAAGUUAAAGACGGUCCAGUGCCGUGGUGCCGGAAAGACCAAUUAACAUUCAUAGCCGAGCAGGUUUCGCACCAUCCUCCAAUUUCAGCGUUUUAUGCUGAACACUACAACAGAAAAAUUAGCUUUUCGGCACACGUGUGGACGAAAUCGAAAUUCCUUGGACUAUCGAUUGGGGUGCACAACAUAGGUCAAGGGACCGUGACGCUAUGUGACCUGAAUGAGGAGUACAUCGUAACCUUUCCAAACGGUUAUGGCAGGUCUAUUUUGACGGUGCCAUGGAUAGAGCUCGGCGGUACGGUAACCAUCACGUGUCCACAGACGGGUUAUCAUGCCGAUAUCGAUUUCCUAACGAAGCCUUUCUACGGAGGGAAACGGAACCGGAUUCAGGGUGAGAUUUAUGGCGCUAAUGAAAAGAAGUCUUUCCUCUCGAUUACCGGUGAAUGGAGCGGCCUAAUGGAGUACAAAUUCAACGACGGUAGCAAACCUUCCAAGCCCGAAACAUUUGUCGACGUGAAUAGUAUACCAAUUUUCAAAAAGAAGGUGCGUCCCGUAGCCGAUCAAGCGACAAAUGAGUCGCGAAACGUAUGGAAAGAGGUCACUGCCGGAUUGAAAAUGAACGAUAUCGAUAAAGCAACGAAUGCGAAAUUUCAGGUAGAACAAAAGCAGCGCGUUGAAGCACGUGAACGAAAGGAGAACAGCGGUGAAUGGGAAAAUAGGUAUUUCAAAUCGGUUGGCGAAUCGUGGAUCUACAACAACCCGCUGCUGCAUAGACUUACACUAGAGGGACGAGAUAGCAAAAGAUAGCAAUCUAACGACGAAAGCUGUACUAGUUCUAGCAGAAGUAGGCAAUAAAGGUAACAUUAGCAGCGCUACAACAGUUGUUAUAAGAAUAUGACGGGUUACGUGAAUCAGUAUAAAUCUUUUUCCUAUUUUCAAUUCGAGGCAUGAUGAUGACGGAACAACUUAUUACGAUAAAAUUGUUGAAAUGAGGGUGCACCGUCAUCUAGCCAACACUCUAACUGAUCUCCAAGAUUUAAUAUUUAUGGCACCCACAUUCUCAAAUUUCUUUUGAUGACAUUUUUCUAGAUAGAAUACGCUGUUGAAAGCUCCUUUUUUUUAACUAUUUCGAAAUUCAAUCUCCGGAAACAGUAGCCUUGGUUAAUUCCAUGGUUUUCGUUGCGUCAAUCAUGCCAUUUUAUGUCGAUUGUGUUGCAUUUCGCUGUACAACACUUCGCUCACAAUGGAGUAGAUAUAUUGUUAAAGUGUCAAUAAUAUUACAGGUUUUAACAACUUAAUACAAAUUUUUGAACAAAUUCGUGAAAAACGUGGAAACAUCCAAACUCAACUUAUAGAAUACUUGCAAGUGACUAUUAUGCGAAACAUGUCCCUGGUCUUACUACUUUUUAGUUAAUAAUUCGUUUAUCAGCGGAAAACUCAAUUAAAUUACGAGUGCACCGGUGAUGUACGUAAAGUCUGAAAUAAAUAUGAGGCAGAACUAUGUUUAUAAAUUUAUUUUGAAUAAAUUUCGAUUAAACAGGAUGAAAGAAGUUAUCACAUUGAUUUUACAUAAUAUUCUAAUUAGCGAUCUUGUAAUCGCAUCUGGAUAUACUUCAUAAAUAAAAAGAUAAACGUAUAGUUGAUUGAAUUUUGUGAUGAAAAGUGUCCUGAAAAGAAAUUUGAGUUUGCUCGAAACAGUAAACGAAACUCACAAUCGCACCUUAGUUCAGUACUAGUGAAAAGUGUUUACAGCUAUAAGCUGUUCUACUGUCCAGUAAAAUAUCUUAGAAUACACCGUCUACGUAUUCGCAAACUACAAUCUUCAAAACCAGUUCCUUUUUGUUGUAUAAUGACUACUCGACGUUUGAUUAGGGUGAACGAAAUCCAAAAAUACCGGACGAUAUUUUAAAUGCAACCUCACAAUUUAUUUCAAAAAUAUCUGUAGAUCUCUUAGGACAUCCAUUUGCAGUGAUUCGUCAAAGCAUUUAUAGCCUCAACUUUCAAGACCAUAACUCUUCCACUAGUUCUGUAAUAUAGACACAUACACAACCAACGGUUUGUCCAUAUUUUUAUUGAUGACGAAGGUGAUCAUUGUGAUAUGCACAAAGUUUAAAAGGAAAACACUGUUUUGUAAUACAGCAAUAUCGUUACAUAGCUACUACACUUUGAAUAUACAAACUGAAAAUUAAAAAGAAAUGAACGCUUAUAACUCACACAGUAACUCCUUUUUACCUAAAACAAAAACACCUGAUUCCGUAUCAAUAAAAAUGCGCUUAAAUGAGCAUUCUAACAAGCGAAAAUGUUAACACGAAAUUUGAGAUAACGAAAAACAACUGGAGAGUCAUUAUUAUCAGUAUCUAAUUGGUAAGCCUAAAAUUGUGGAAAAACGCUAUAUUCACAAGAUAAAUGCACCUUUAAUGUAUUAACAAACGAAAGCAGAUUUACACUAAUAAAAAAUAUACAACAAAAAUCACAAACCAGAAAGCAGUUCAAACACAUUGCACCAAACGAAAAAGAUAACCCUAUGAGAUAGGAAUUCAACGACAACACAUUUCCUUGUUGAACAGUUGCAAAAUUGAGUAUCGUAAGAGGAUAACGUCGAGAUACCUACACACAUAUAAUAUUGGACUAAACGGAUUAUUUCAAACUAAUGAUUAGAAUACAGUACAUAUUAUCGAUAAUGAAGAAAAACAGCAAAAAAUCCUUAGCAAUUUAUUUUAGGGCAUUACCCUACUCAAGAGAAAAACUAAAUGAAACAUGAAAAGAAUGCAAUAAAAGUUUCGAGUAUCUA
Armigeres subalbatus is the source of this 4460-nucleotide messenger RNA. RefSeq names its product oxysterol-binding protein-related protein 9. Lineage: Eukaryota; Metazoa; Arthropoda; Insecta; Diptera; Culicidae. Bases 182 to 2476 code for a protein of 764 amino acids. Gene Ontology annotation, cellular component: intracellular membrane-bounded organelle; cytosol; membrane. The record is from RefSeq and is a predicted model, not a curated record. Gene Ontology annotation, molecular function: sterol binding. The transcript is spliced from 15 exons.